This is a messenger RNA of Fomitiporia mediterranea MF3/22, 1454 nucleotides long. RefSeq lists its product as uncharacterized. Lineage: Eukaryota; Fungi; Basidiomycota; Agaricomycetes; Hymenochaetales; Hymenochaetaceae. The coding region runs from base 336 to 1034 and encodes 232 amino acids. The transcript is spliced from 2 exons. The record is from RefSeq and is a predicted model, not a curated record.
UGCGUCCUUUGCUCGACACGAGUUUAGCACUGGAGCUUCCGUGGAGCGACCUUGCGUCUCACCGCGGCUGCGUAGAGACCGCGGCGGUCGCCGAGCACACCAAAGAGGAUUUUCGUAUUCCGCCAGGGGUUCGGUGCACCUGCUAAAGAUAGGAUCCGACUUCCUAAGGGAGGAAAGUGCGGGGUCGAUAGAGUUCAUUUGAAGGCUGAAAUGGACAUGUGACACCGAGACUAAAUUCAAUAUUCAAUUGCGAUGUAGACUGUAUAAAGAGACCGCCCUUGGGAGCGACUUGUCCCUCCCACUCUCACUGUCCAAACGUUACUGCAUUCCACAUCAUGUCUGAUAGGAUCAAGCACUCUCAGCCCAUCUCUAUUCCCAACAGCGGUGUCCACCACCACUCUCGCGCCAGAUCUGCGUCCUACUCCGGCUCCUCUGAUGACGACUCCAACUCUCCGCCGCUUCAGACUCCCACUUCCGCUGUUCCACCUCCGCGAGUUGGCACCGCUCAGUCUCCAUCCACGUCCCCCAUCUUGUCUUAUUUCUUCCAGGCACCAAACAAGGUUGCAUCUGUCAUCCCUCAGAGUCCAACAGCAGGCUUUGGCUCCAUUGGGCGUGGGUUCCCUGCCAAGCCUCAAGAGCAGCCAAUUAUGGAGGAAGACGAAGAGCAUGAAUCAUCCAUUGUUCGCCAUGCCCGACGCAUGAGCACAUCUGCGGGUUGGGCACCUGCGGCACCGCGCUUCAAUGCACCGACCACGGCAGAGCAGGUUGAGAGGGGCGCUGGUCUUCUACGUAGGCUCAGCUUGGGGAGCGCCUUCAUCAGGCCUCAACCUCCCUCGCCUCCCCUGCAACACAGCGUCCCGUCCGUAGCUGCACCUGCGCCAGGAUCUCCUCCCACUAUGAAACAGCCACCAUCACCCGGUCGCAAGAAGAGGCGUGCGUCGACUCUGGCAGUCCCUGGCGAAGCACGGCCACGCCGUUCCCCAAGCCCUAUGGGUGAACGUAUUCUCAAGGGUCACUUCGACGGUUUCAAUUGACCCAAAAGUGUCCUCCCUGCAAAAGUGCGGGUACCUGGAUAUAUGCAUGAUCUGCCCGCUCCAUACCCAUACCAUGCUUCGUUUAAUUAGCGCCGCGAGUCCGUGGUCGCCGUGGACUGUUUCAGUACCCGAGCAAGAGUCAUCACUGCCAACCUUCUACCGUUCAAUUAUAUGCACCUUGAACUUGAUCGUGGGCUUGAAGCCUAAUGAUAAUUCUUCACUGAACUUGCCAUCAGUUCCACUUGCCCAAGCCUUAUUUUGUUUCUUAUAUUUAUUCACUUCGGUAUCUAUUUCCAUUCUCAUAUUUCUUUCCCUCCACUGCCUCCACACCAUGAUCGUCACUUUAUAUCGAUCCGAACUCGCCUCUCGAAAGCGCUGUAUAAGUAUCCUAUUCCAUUGGUCACCACUUUGCCAUAUUUU